CGCAGGCGCAGUGCUUCCCCUGCAUCGCUCUGCAGCAUCAGUACCAGGGCGAUAAUCACCUUCAGCGGCCGCAGAACAGCAUCCCCUUACCCUUUUACCCACCAUCCCGAGAAAAUAAAAAAACAAGAGACCCACACACAGCCAGCGAGCGCCGGCCAGACCCUCACCGCCAGAGAACGACCUGCAGCCGAGCGUCUGUGACCAUGAAGGAUCGUACACAAGAACUCAGAAGCGCGAAAGACAGCGAUGACGAUGAGGAAGUGGUCCACGUGGACCGAGAUCAUUUUAUGGACGAAUUCUUUGAACAGGUGGAGGAGAUUCGAGGAUGCAUAGAGAAACUCUGUGAAGAUGUGGAACAGGUGAAAAAACAGCACAGUGCUAUCCUCGCAGCUCCCAACCCAGACGAGAAAACCAAACAAGAACUGGAGGAUCUAACUGCAGACAUCAAGAAGACUGCAAAUAAAGUGAGGUCUAAAUUAAAAGCGAUUGAACAGAGUAUCGAACAGGAAGAAGGGUUAAACAGAUCUUCUGCAGAUUUACGAAUUCGGAAGACGCAGCACUCCACUCUGUCUCGCAAGUUUGUGGAAGUCAUGACUGAAUACAACACCACACAGUCCAAGUACCGGGACCGUUGCAAGGACAGGAUCCAGAGACAGCUAGAGAUCACCGGGAGGACAACCACCAAUGAAGAGUUAGAAGACAUGCUGGAAAGUGGCAAGCUCGCUAUCUUCACUGAUGAU
Acipenser ruthenus (sterlet) is the source of this 740-nucleotide messenger RNA. Its product is annotated as syntaxin-1B-like. Gene Ontology annotation, cellular component: SNARE complex; plasma membrane; endomembrane system. The record is from RefSeq and is a predicted model, not a curated record. Lineage: Eukaryota; Metazoa; Chordata; Actinopteri; Acipenseriformes; Acipenseridae. Gene Ontology annotation, biological process: vesicle fusion; intracellular protein transport; exocytic insertion of neurotransmitter receptor to postsynaptic membrane. Gene Ontology annotation, molecular function: SNAP receptor activity; SNARE binding.